CAGUUGAAUUUUUCUCCCUUUGUUCCGCAAAAGGUGAAAGUCCUCUCUCUGUUUAUAACAAAGAAAGUCCAAAAAGAGAGAGAGCAUGAUGAACCCACAAACAGACAAGCUUGUGAGGAGGACGACAAUGGUGGCUACCAUCACCGCCUCUUAUUUUCUCUUAACCGCAAAUUAUGGCCCCGAACCCAAUGCUCUUGACCCUAUUAAGAAGGCGAUACAAUCAGCAGAAAAUUCUGUCAAAGAGUUUUUUGUGGGAUCAAAGAACCAGUCUCGAGAAAGUGAAAUUGAGAAGCUUGAUAGCAGUAGCGCGAAGAAACAUCCAUAGUUUGAAUAACAGUUAGCUUUGUAUAUGAAUAUCAUGGAUUUGAGUAAACUUUUCAGCUCUUAUCAAAGCGGGUAAAAAGAGU
This is a messenger RNA of Morus notabilis, 407 nucleotides long. RefSeq lists its product as uncharacterized. The record is from RefSeq and is a predicted model, not a curated record. The coding region runs from base 86 to 325 and encodes 79 amino acids. Lineage: Eukaryota; Viridiplantae; Streptophyta; Magnoliopsida; Rosales; Moraceae. The transcript is spliced from 2 exons.